AUGAAGAAAACUGAUGUUUUUCGUACACUUGAGCAAGGUGAACGUGUAACUAGCAUUUAUGCGCAAACUUACUUAAAUGAUGAUUAUUGUAAAGACAAGAAGUCUAAUGAGAAAUCUGAAACCCCGGUCAAAUUUCAAGAAACAGGUCCUGAAUUUGAAGAAACAAGUGCGGAUGAUGAGUGGAUAUCUCCCAGUGAUUUAUUAAUUGGUGUUGUAGACCUAAAACCCCCUUUUACAUCAAAAAUAACAAGAGGAAUUACUCAUCAAGGCAUCCUAAAUAUAGGAGAUGGUGUAUUGAAAAAAGAACGUGACAGAUUUUUAGAACAUAUGAGGAAUGUCAUCAGCGAAAAUGAUGUUGCAUGGAAUCAAAUAUUGGAACAUGAAAAAUCCUCUGUAGCAAAAAAAGUUAAAGAAACCUAUCAUAAAAUUCUAAUGGAAAAAAGUAAAAUUUUAAUGAAAGAAAUUAAUAUAUUUUAUGAACAAAGUCUACAAGAACUGGAAGAUCACCUGCAGACUGAAAUUCAGAACGUAUUGGUUACUGCACAUGCUAAUAUCAUCAGUGAUCUUAAUUUUGAAAUAAGAGAUAAACUGAAGAAAGAAAAACUGAUUUUAGAAGAUGUUCUACAAAAAAGGUUUGAUAGUGAAGUAAAAAAGAUAACGCACUAUUAUAAAUUGCUACUGGAUAAUGAGAUUUACAGAAAUCAAAAACUAGUCAAUCAGGCAAUUAUUGAGAGGAAUGAGGCCCUUAAAGCUUUUUAUAAGCAAAUAGAAGCACAAAACAUCACGAGUACUAUGUAUGUCAUGUGCACCGAACGAAAAAAAUGCAAAAUACGUAAGUUUCUUUUAGAGAAUAUUCAUAGUACUGAAAUUGCUGAAAAACUACAAAAAAUUAAGGAACGUCAGGAAAUUAUAGAUUCUUUUAAAUCUAAAGAAAGGAAAAUAUCUGACAUAAAUAAGGAAUGGGAAACUAAAAUAAAAAAAAUACUGAAGCUCUUUUUAAAGUUUGUCAGUUUUAGUUUAAAACUGCUUCCCGAACAAACGACAUUUUUGCUUGACCUGGAGAAAAUGGUUGUGUUACAACUAAAUGAAAUGCAAAAAGCGCCUAUGAAUAAUACUUCUAUCUUAAUUGAUACAGAUGAACAAAAUAUUUUACAAUUUGAACAGCCUAAAAAGGAAGACGUCGUUUGUGAUAAAGAACCGUUUGUAAUUGAAGGUGACCUAAACGAUCCAGUUCCGCCACAAUACGGCAGUAGAGAAACCUUAGCAUCAGAUGUGGAUCUUCCUUAUAUCCGACUUCAGAGGAAGUUUGUAUAUGCCAAAUGUGGCAAAAUGGACGAGGUAAGAGCAUUUCUAGAGUCACAACGAUGUAAAUGCCAGGAUCCAGCUCCUGAUUCCGAGUCACCUGAUGUGGAAGAAGAAACUACCGCUGCUGAGGGUGCAGAAGUAGUUGAUGAAGCUAAAAGUGAAUCUUCAUCAUAUGAACCUUUACUACUAGAUGAUUUCGAAAUACUUAAAAACUGUCCCGCAAGAAAAUGUCAAGACUGGGUGAAAAAAUAUAGCUUUCCGUGGUUGGUUUCCUAUUUGGAUUUUAGUGAAGAAAAUUAUGAGAAGGUUAAAACAAUACUGGGCAAAUUACCGGAUCAAGACCCUAUUCCUGAACUAAUAAAUCCCAAGGACAUGAUCAAUCAAGAGCUGCCAUUUGCUGCUACCAAAGAGCCAUAUCGUAACGUUGGGACACAAUACUCCAGCCAAGAAGAUGUUUCCAUUAAUUUCACAUGUCCUUGCAUGGGUGAUGAGGGUAAAAAUGUAAAAAUCACGGAAUCUGAACCCAAAGUUACAAUUGCUGAAAGUCAGGAAAUUAAAGAUAUAGUUCUGCAACGACAACAAUCAUUGCAAAGAUUAUUAAAAGAUCACCCCAGACUACUGAAACUGUUUACGGAUGAAGGCUACGAUUUUGUUUAUCCAGUUAAAUAG
Molecule: messenger RNA, 1974 nt
Organism: Spodoptera exigua (beet armyworm)
Lineage: Eukaryota; Metazoa; Arthropoda; Insecta; Lepidoptera; Noctuidae
Source: the annotation of a GenBank genome assembly